UUAGUUUUAUCCCGGCUACUGGGAAAGAUGGUUUCCACCUUUGGGAUAGUCCCUUGGGCCCGUUUGCACAGUAGGGACUUACAAUGGGCCCUGCUGCCCUUCCAACGCUCACACAGGGAUUCUUCAACCACGACGCUGGUGCUCCCUCCCUCGGUGAUUCGGUCUCUGUCCUGGUGGACGUCAGCUGCAAUACUAAAGGGGUCCAGGUUCCGAGUACCGAGCCGUCUCCAGAUCACAACGGACGCCAGCUUAUCCGGCUGGGGAGCUCACCUGGGGCCCCACCUGGCCCAGGGUCUUUGGUCGGCACACGAGCGAAGGAUGAACAUCAAUGUGCUAGAACUGCGGGCCAUUUUUAUGGCUCUAAAGGCCUUCGAAACCCGGGUACUACGUCGGGACGUCUUGAUCUUAACCGACAAUGUAACGGCCAAGGCGCACGUGAACCGCCUCGGGGGCACCCGCUCCAGAACUCUAAUGAAGGAGGCUCGGAAACUAGGCCUCUGGGCGGAGGACCACUUGGCGUCAAUACAAGCGGCCCAUAUCUCCGGAGUUCAGAAUCGCACAGCCGACUCCCUGAGUCGGUCCCCAGUCGACCACUCAGAAUGGUCCAUCUCGCCUCGACUGUUUCAGGAAGUGGUCCACCGUUUCGGCCUCCCAAUGGUGGAUCUAUUCGCCAGUGCCACCAACCACCAGCUACCUCGGUUCUUCUCCAGGUUUCCCUGUCCCGGGGCAGAGGCGGUAGAUGCCCUGCGGAGUCCGUGGCCAGCCAAUCAACUCCUUUAUGCCUUUCCUCCAGUCAACCUGCUUCCCAGAGUGGUACAGAAGUUACUCCAGGAACGCGCAGAACUGAUUCUCAUCGCUCCUUCUUGGAACCGUCGCCCCUGGUUCGCAGAUCUCAGAUCUCUGUCAGUGGCGCCUCCUUGGCGGAUACCAGACGAGCUGUUGGUUCUCAAACAGGGACAGCUGGAACAUCCAGAUCCGCUCUGGUACCGUCUCACCGCGUGGCGAUUGAGCGGGAGUUUAUGACAAGGCUUCCCCUUUCGGCCGGGGCUAUUGCAACCAUCCAGGCGGCUCGACGGGCCUCUACCACCCGCAUUUAUGAGGCUACCUGGCGGGCUUUCUCUCUGUGGUGUGGAAGGCAGCUUAUCUCGCCGACAUCUGCUUCAGUUCCCUGCGUCAUCGAGUUCCUGCAGGAAGGCUUUGUGUCUGGCCUUUCUCCUAACACGCUUCGACGACAGGUAGCGGCACUUUCCACGGUCUUGUCCGGUUCCUCGUCUGAUCCAAUGUCACGGGAUCCUCUGAUUCGCCAGUUUCUCCGGGGCGCUACCAACAUCCGCCCUCCGGCAAUCCACCGCUACCCAUCUUGGGAUUUACCCAAGGUCCUCCGGGCUCUUACGGGUCCGCCGUUCGAGCCUCUACGGGACGUUUCUUUGAAAUACCUUUCUUUCAAGGUCGCCUUUCUCGUGGCAGUCACCUCCGCACGUAGGAUCUCUGAAAUGGCAGCUCUGUCCAUUCGUAAGGAGCUCUGUAUCUUUCACCAGGAUCGGGUGGUACUGAGAUUGGAUCCAUCUUUCAUCUCCAAAGUAAAUUCUGUAUUCCAUCAAGCACAAGAGGUGGUGCUCCCGAAUUUCUGCCCUAAUCCUCGGCAUCCUCUCGAAAAACGAUGGCAUACCCUUGACGUUCGUCGAGCAUUAAAAGUGUAUGUUUCCCGUACGGCGACGUUCCAGCGAUCGGACGCCCUCUUCGUAUCUUUCUUACCAGCUUCCUUGGGAUCAAAAAUCUCCUCUACCACCUUGGGUCGAUGGAUUCGGGCAUGCAUUUCGGCGGCAUAUGAGGCCUCGGAUCUUCCAGUGCCACGCAGGAUAACUGCUCAUUCGACAAGAAGCACGGCCACUUCGGCAGCUUGGUCUACCAGGGCCUCCAUUGAAGAGAUUUGUCGGGCGGCUGCCUGGACAUCGCCUUCACCUUUUGUUCGCCACUAUCGCUUGGACACGUUUGCAUCGGCGGAUGCGGCCUUCGGACGUAGAGUCCUACAAGGGGUCCAUUCAACCUCCUAACUUGGGACCGGCCUCCUCCCUCCCGACUGGACACAUGGCUUUGACACGUCUUCCUGUGUUUACUCCCUCGUCUCAAAACUGUCAGUCAGCAGGCAGGAGGAGGGACUUCCUACUUUCUAAGUUAACCCGGUCCAAUAGCAACUCUACCAAGUCACCAC
Pantherophis guttatus is the source of this 2212-nucleotide messenger RNA. The record is from RefSeq and is a predicted model, not a curated record. NCBI's taxonomy places the organism in Eukaryota, Metazoa, Chordata, Lepidosauria, Squamata, Colubridae.